Artibeus jamaicensis (Jamaican fruit-eating bat) is the source of this 2040-nucleotide messenger RNA. RefSeq names its product WASH complex subunit 1 (gene WASHC1). Gene Ontology annotation, cellular component: WASH complex; early endosome; recycling endosome. The coding region runs from base 224 to 1711 and encodes 495 amino acids. Gene Ontology annotation, biological process: exocytosis; Arp2/3 complex-mediated actin nucleation; endocytic recycling. The record is from RefSeq and is a predicted model, not a curated record. The transcript is spliced from 12 exons. Gene Ontology annotation, molecular function: actin binding; alpha-tubulin binding; gamma-tubulin binding. NCBI's taxonomy places the organism in Eukaryota, Metazoa, Chordata, Mammalia, Chiroptera, Phyllostomidae.
CUGAGCGCAGGGCAGCUGAUGUCCCAGGUCCGGGCAAGCGGGGAAGGCGGUGAGGGAACACCGGAGGGUGCCGAGCAGUUCGCAGCGGCUCCGAGUGAGGGUUCCGCGCGGGAGUCCAGAACUUGGGAGUCCAGCGAGCACCCAGAGGCAGAGCACAGAGAAACGGCGGCGCCAGGACCCGACAGCGAAGAGCAGCAAUCGCGGGACGGGCAGAGCAGGCACCAUGACUCCUGUGAGGACCCAGCACUCAUUAGCAGGUCAGACCUACACAGUGCCCCUCAUCCAGCCAGACCUGCGGCGAGAGGAGGCCAUUCAGCAGAUAGCGGAUGCUCUGCAGUACCUACAGAAGGUCUCCGGAGACAUCUUUAGCAGGCCCAGCCAGGCCUGGGCCCGUUGGCCCCACUGGACCUUGUGCCCAGUUCUGCAGGUCUGCAGGAUCUCCCAGCGAGUAGAGCUGAGCCGGAGCCAGCUGCAGACCAUUAGGGACAGGGUCUCCUUGGCCCAGGCCAAGAUUGAGAAGAUCAAGGGCAGCAAGAAGGCCAUCAAGGUGUUCUCCAGUGCCAAGUACCCAGCUCCCGAGCACCUGCAGGAGUAUAGUUCCAUCUUCAUGGGUGCCCAGGACUUUGGCCCGCAGAGACGCCCCCACCACAGAAUUCAGAGCAAACACCGCCCCCUGGAUGAGCGGACCCUGCAGGAGAAGCUGAAAUACUUCCCUGUGUGUGCGAACACCAAGGUAGAACCUGACGAUGAGGCUGAAGAAGGGCUUGGGGGUCUUCCCAGCAACAUCAACUCCGUCAGCUCCUUGCUGCUCUUCAACACUACAGAGAACCUGUACAAAAAGUAUGUCUUCCUGGACCCCCUGGCUGGUGCUGUAACAAAGACCCAUGUGAUGCUGGGUGCAGAGACAGAGGAGAAGCUAUUUGAUGCCCCUUUGUCCAUCAGCAAAAGAGAGCAGCUGGAGCAACAGAUUCCAGAGAACUACUUCUACGUGCCUGACCUGGGCCAGGUGCCUGAGAUUGACGUGCCAUGCCAGCUGCCUGACCUGCCAGGCAUCGCUGACGACCUCAUGUACAAUGCUGAUCUGGGCCCUGGCAUUGCCCCCUCUGCCCCUGGCACCAUUCCAGAGCUGCCUGCCUUCCCCACGGAGGUGGCUGAGCCUUUCCAGCCAGACCUAGAAGAUGGGGUGCUAACAGCACCUCCACCACCACCACCCCCACUGCCACCUCCCCCGGCUCCAGCAGUGCUGGUUAGUGCUCCGCCGCCCCCGCCCCCACCGCAGACCAUGGCCUCUCCAGGUCACGAUGCCCAGGAGGCUGAGAGCAGCUCAUCUCCUUUAGGAGCACCAGCAGUCCAGGGAGCUCCCAAGGAAGUGGUGGACCCCUCCAGUGGCCGGGCCACUCUGUUGGAGUCCAUCCGCCAGGCUGGGGGCAUCGGCAAGGCCAAGCUCCGCAGCGUCAAGGAGCGCAAGCUAGAGAAGAAGAAACAGAAGCAGCAGGAGCAAGUGAGGGCCACAGGCCAAGGUGGGGACCUGAUGUCGGAUCUCUUUAACAAGCUGGCCAUGAGGCGCAAAGGCAUCUCUGGGAAAGGUCCUGGGACCGGGGCCAGUGAGGGGCCAGGAGGAGCCUUCGCUCGAAUGUCAGACUCCAUCCCGCCUCUGCCUCCUCCACAGCAGACACCUGGAGAGGAGGACCAAGAUGACUGGGAAUCCUAGGGGUUCAGCGGCUCCUUCUUCUCCCCAAACCCAGGCUAUAGCUCUUUCCCUCACAUGGGAAGAGCUGGGAUGGGCUCCUUGGCCUGCAGGUGUCUCAGUCCCUGCUGCCCUUGGAGGGAUGGGGAUCUUGGAGGACUUCCAGGGCUGUGGCUGGCCCUCUUCAGGAAGCAGGGAGGCUGGCUCCUGAGGGGUGGGGGAGGGGGCCCUGGCUCCAUGCCUGUGCUCCACCCACCUCCUUCACUGGUGUGCUCUGCUCCUCCCUGAGACUGAGAUACAGCAGUGCACAAAUCAAUAAAGAAGUAGAAAGCAGAAAUGCGCAUCAACUGACA